GCUGGAAAGGACACGUUCUUCUCAAGGACGCAAAGGUUGAAUUAACCCCUCGAAAAUACGUGUCUCUUAUUGGCUGAUUUUACACCACAUGCUAAUGUCGUACCAUAUACGGGAUGGUUCGGGAUGUUUCGGGAUGGUUCGGGAUGGUUAGUUUCAGAUCUAGAACCUUCGCUUCCUAUAUAGCUCAGUGGAUAUAUUGCAUAACAAAAUAACAAUAUUAUUGGGAGAACAUGGUGGCUAGUCUGCAGAGUAUAUAGCUUUGCUUUGUUUUUAUCACUUUGUAUGGACGAAUUAAAUGAUUUUCGUUGUGAUUACUGCAACUUUGUGUGUUGCAGUGCUGAUAGUACAUUAUUUUUUGCACAUUUAGUAAAAUUUCACUCAAACGAACCAAAUUUUAAAGUAUAUUGUGGUAGUUGUCCGAGAUCGUUUAAGAAAGUAAACACUCUUCAGAAACAUUACACAAGAAAACAUAAAGCUGCGGAUCUUAGACGACAACCGAACAUAGAACAACAUGAAAACAAUUCUCAGGCGGAUGGAACCGAGGAAUUCGAAGAAAGGACAGCCCGAAGCAACAUGCAACUCCAUGCCGCCAAGUUCCUUCUUUGCGCAGAAGCACAAGGAAAGCUUACACAAAAUGCCUUGGAUUUGGUCAAGGACUCGACCAAGAAUCUGCUUGCAGAGUAUCUGGACAUUGUAAAAAAAUCCCUUGUCGCUAAAAUACAUGAAAAUGGGGAUCAGGAGUUUCAGUUUUCUCACGACAUGGAAGAAUUGUUCUCCGCAGAUGAUAUAUUUAAUGGCUUGGAUUCAGCUUACCAGCAAAGAUCCUACUAUUCGAAAAAUUUUAAUCUUGUGGAACCUGUGGAAGUGGAAUUGGGAAAAGAAUGGAAAUAUGUUUUUUCAGGAGGAAGGAAAAAACUCAAGCGUGUUUCUGUACUUGGUUACCAAAUUCCAUUAUUAAAAAGCCUAGAGGCCCUCCUUCAAAAUCCUGAUAUUUUGAAGGAAGUUGAUAAUGCUCACUGUUCUGAUGAUGAUGUUCUUCGUGAUGUUAUGGAUGGUGAAUUUUUUAGGAGUCAUCCUAUCUUCUCAUGCCAUAAAGAUGCCCUUCAGCUAUUUGGGUAUUAUGACGACCUUGAAAUAGCCAAUCCUUUGGGCUCAAAAGCAAAGAUACAUAAGAUAGGUGUCUUCUACUUUGUACUUGGCAAUAUCCGACCUAUAUUUAGGUCAACUGUUCGAUGUAUUCAACUAAUUGGUGUUGCAAGAACAAAUGAUAUAAAAAAAUUUGCAAUUGAUGGUCUUCUUGAGCCUUUCAUCAAGGAUGUUAAUACUUUAGCUAAGGUUGAUGGCUAUUGCUUUAGUAUAAGUGGUACUGAAAGGGUUUUUCGUGGCAGUCUUUUGCUAUGGACAGGUGAUACCUUGGGUAGUAACCAUGUAAGUGGCUUUAAGGAAGGUGUUGGUGGAGCUUUCAGGAUUUGCAGACAUUGUAUGGGAACAAGGGAAGAAUGUAACCAUAAGUUUCUUUCUGAGGAAUUUCAAGAGAGAAAUUUGACAGCCCAUCGACAAAUUUGUAGUUUCAUUGAGGAUGAAGAUAAUGCAAGAGAAAUCUGUAACCGGCUGUCCAAAACCUAUGGAGUGAAUCGUUUGAGCGUAUUAAACAAAGUGGAGCAUUUUGAUGUCUGCAAGUGCUUCCCAGAGGACAUAAUGCAUAUCUUAUUGGAAGGUUUAGUACCAUAUGAAAUGAAGUUACUGUUAAAAGAGUUAAUUGAUGAAGUUAGAUGUUUAACGCUGAGGGAACUCAAUCACAGAAUAGAUAGCUUUGACUAUGGGUACAUGAACUGUAAAAAUAAGCCAACAAACAUCACCAGAGAGACGUUGAGUGGCUUAAAUGACACAAAGCUCAAACAAACAGCAUCGCAAACAUGGUGCUUAUGCCGGUUUUUGCCUAAUAUGAUUGGUGAUAAAGUGGACAGUAACCUGGAGUAUUGGCAAUGCUUUCUGAAGCUGUGGAACAUUGUCCAAAUUUGUGUUGCCCCAGCAAUAACACAGGUUGAUGUUGCCUGCUUAAAAGUUAUUAUCAGUGAGCAUCACGUGAUGUUCAAGAGGCUGUAUCCCCAUGCAUCAAUCAUACCAAAGAUGCACUACUUAAUCCAUGUACCUGAUGAGAUCCUAAGAUUUGGCCCACCACGUAAUAUAUGGACAAUGCGCUUUGAAGCUAAGCACAGUUUCCUUAAAAGUUCAAUCACAAAAAAUUUCAAGAAUGUUCCCAAAUCUGUGGCAUUUGCACAUCAGCGGGAAAUGUGUUGGAACCUUAUGGCCUCUCCUGAGCAGACCAUGACAAAUUAUCUUUACAGUGGUGAUGUUGUCGGCCCAGGUGAUUAUGAUAUUGAUUUAAAUGGACAAUAUUAUUCAAACAUGCUAGCUGCAGCUGCUGGUUUGAGUCAACUGCCACAACCAUGUACCGGAAGUAGGGUAAAACAUGUUGAGAUUCAUGGAGUCAGGUACAGGCCAGGUUGUGCAUUGCGGUUACAAGAGAUGGAUGAUCUUGGUGAAAGAGACUAUCCAUGUUAUGGAAUAGUGGAAGAAAUCCUAAUCUGGGAAGAUGGCAAGUUCUUUGUCGUAAAAGUGUUAGAAACAAUUGCUUUCCACCAUCACUUCAUGUCGUAUGAAGUAAAUUUCACCGACAAAUGUGCAGUAGUUGUACUUGACAACUUACCCUGGCAUGGUGUUUUGAACGUUGUUAAGAAAAAUGCGCAGAUGUUCGUUGUCGAAAAAGAUACUGUAAAUAUUGAAAGCAUGUAAAUAUUAGUAUAUAUAAGGGUUCUUUUCGCACUAUAGCAUUUCUGGUUAUAUCAAUAUAAGUAUGUAUAAAUCACACUUUAAGAUUAAAGUGUGUUGUACGUAAAAGGGAGUGUUUUUUGAGGGUGUGCUAUGUCAUGGUGUGUUUUGUAACACACCAACGUGUGUUCGAUGAUCUUCCACAAAGGUGUGUUUAAGACGAAAGUGUGUUUUUCUGAAAUAGGUGUGUUACAUGACACGCCUUGUUAAUACAAACGUGUGUUGUAAAACUGUGUGUUACACCAAGGUGUGUUUUGUGGCACACCAGCUUAUGUUUUACGACACACCUUCGUGUGUUUUGGCACACAGUGUGGUGUGUUUUAUAACACACAAGGCCAUGUUUUCUUUUCAUGUGUGUCAUAAUGACACACCUUAGUGUGUUUAAAAACACAUCUUGGUGUGUUUUAGAACACAUUAUUUUUUAGA
Messenger RNA from Dendronephthya gigantea, 3258 nucleotides. RefSeq lists its product as uncharacterized. The record is from RefSeq and is a predicted model, not a curated record. The coding region runs from base 283 to 2796 and encodes 837 amino acids. The transcript has 11 exons. Lineage: Eukaryota; Metazoa; Cnidaria; Anthozoa; Malacalcyonacea; Nephtheidae.